This is a messenger RNA of Larimichthys crocea (large yellow croaker), 3244 nucleotides long. It is a transcript of the gene aste1b, whose product is annotated as asteroid homolog 1b. The transcript has 7 exons. The record is from RefSeq and is a predicted model, not a curated record. NCBI's taxonomy places the organism in Eukaryota, Metazoa, Chordata, Actinopteri, Sciaenidae. Bases 150 to 2342 code for a protein of 730 amino acids.
UCCCGAUCCACUGUCGCACCACCUCCAGCUGAGCUAAAGUCUCCGCGCUCUCCCAGAACCUGGCGGACGGACUGCUGUCUUUUUUCCGGUGUGCGGAUGUUCCGCUGCCAGCUUGGCUUAUCCCGGGAAUCCCAAGGUCCUGAGAUCCUAUGGGUGUCCAGGGUCUGACUACCUUUGUGGAGGGGAACAGACAUUUCUUCCAAGAUGUGAAGUUCAGGGACAGUCGCCUGGUUAUUGAUGGCUGCAGUCUCUAUUUCCGCCUCUACUUUAACCACGGUUUGGACCAGCAGCAUGGAGGGGACUAUGAUGCUUUCGCUUCCCUGCUCACCCAGUUCCUCUCUGCACUGGCAACCUGUAACAUCCAGCCAUAUGUGGUACUGGAUGGUGGGAUUGACCCCAGUGACAAGAAGUUCCCUACUCUGCGUCAGCGUCUGCAGUCCAAGAUAAAGGAGGCAGACAGUCUUUCCCAUGGGCGCAAUGGCUCUGUCCUUCCCAUCCUCACAAGAGACGUCUUCAUUCAGGUCCUCAUCCAAAGAGGUGUCCCGCUGUUCCAGUGUCCAGCUGAGGCUGACCGGGAAAUCGCAUGUUUGGCUCACCAGUGGAACUGUCCAGUUCUGACCAAUGACAGUGAUUUUUAUAUUUUUGACCUGCCGGGAGGUUACCUUCCAUUCCGCUUUUUCCAGUGGGCCAACCUUAACGGCAAAGCCUCUCAGCGCUACAUCUCAGUACGACGCUACACCACUAAUGGGCUUUGUCGCUUGUUUGGGGGCAUGAACCGGGAGUUGCUACCCUUAUGUGCUGUUCUGACUGGUAAUGAUUAUGGCACUCCAAAAGAUGCGGAAACACUUCUAGGUCUGUUAGACACGAGUGCAUUAGCGAGAGGUGGUGGCAGGGGUAAAGGUAUGCCUUCCCGCAUCGAGGGCAUCCUCCUCUGGCUGUCCUCUUUUUCAAAUCCUGCGGAGGCCCUAGAGGAAGUGAGCCAGCUAAUGCAGGAGGAGGGCAGAGGUGGAGGUAGUAGGGGCAAGAGAGGACAGAGGGGAGGGCUCAGUUCACAGCUGUGGGCAGCUAUGCAGGAGUACCACAUCACCCCUCAAAGCUCCCUGGCUCACUGGUUCUCUGGAGGUAAGGUCCUACCUGGAGUGCAGAUCUCUGGGCUUCCUGAGUGUCUGUCGCCUGCUGCAGCACAGGGACUGUUGGCUCCCUUAGUGGUAGAUGUUGUGGUGAUGCACCGGGUCCUGCUCAUCCCACAGGUGGAGAACAGCAAGUUAGCCAGCAGCCACUUUAGUGCCAGAGCUAUACGGCAGGCUAUGUAUGGUAUAUUACUGCAGAGAGGUGAAGAUGUCCAAGCACAGGAUAUAAGGGUACAAGAAAACUUCAGAGGCCGUGGUGGAAGAGGUAGGGGAGGUGAUCAGGUUCGUGGAGGUAGGGGUCAGAGCGUCACUUUACCCACACAACAGGGUAUCGGUGUAGCAGCCGGUGCAUCUACAGUGCAGGCUCAAGGCUCUAGUGCCCCCAUCUAUGUAGAAGAGUAUGACCGCCUGGAUCUGAACUUGAAGAAAAACCAAGUUGAAGCACAUCUGCUCAGAAACCCCUUACGUCUGGACACACUUGGCCAGGCACCUGUGGCAGUUCGUCUUGGAGUCCUGCAUGAGGUCUUGGGGGUGAAGGAAUCAGCCCUGUCUUCUGUUCCUCUUCACCUGAAGCUGGUUGUAGCAGUGACAGGCUUCUGGCUGCGAGAGGCCAUACCAACACCCUCACAGCCCCUGCUCCAGGCUUUGGUGCUGGGCAUGGUUUACGGAGAGCUGUCCUGGAACAACCAACCUGGAGUUACCAACCCACAGUUGAACUGGGCUGCAGAGCGUAACGUGUGGGCAGGGCUGGAUCGACUGCGUGUGAGGCCGGGGGAAAGACGGGGCUUGGAUGUCGGUGCGGCUCACAGUUUGAGCCAAUGGCAGGCCUGCCUCUGGAGUGCACUGUGUCUUGAUCAGCUAUUGCUGCUGCCAAUGCCGGAACCCCACCUAUCAUGGUUGUACAGUGGUACCUUGGUGCAUGGCCUCCUCCGGUAUCUGAAAGGGGGCCGGCCUGCUGAAUCCCUCCUAGUCGGGGGCUACCUGUCCGGACAACUCUACUCCUGUCUGCUGGAUGCUGUAAAGAACUGCAGCUCCAAAAGCCAUCAUUCCUCUUCAGCAGCAGGAGGGAGGAGGAGGAGAGGCGGAGGACGGGGAAGGAGAGGAAGAGGAGGGCGUGGGAGAGGAGCGAGGGGAGGGGGGAGAGUGACUGAAGACAUAAACAACAGGUUUGCCUUCCUGAUGAGUGAGGAAGAGUCUGAUGAUGAUUAUUGAUGAGGAGGUGGAGAAUAUAAAUGAGCAAAUCAAUAUAAAGCACUAGCUAGGGGCCAAAUGAAGGAGGACAUUCCAGUGUUUUAUUAAACACAAUCAGGGAAUGCUGAUGACUGUCAAGAGAAGAAGUAAAUCUCGUUAUGUUUACCACUGAGCCUCUACAUGUAUAACUCGAUUAAGUGAUGUCAAGACAUGAGAUCAGUUUUCCCAAAGCACAAUCUUGCCAUAUUUAAGCAGAUUUGAGAUUUUAUUAAAGUAAUUUCAUUGUAAUUAAAGGCAGGUUGAGUGAUUCUAGGUAAUGCAUUUAGAAUCACUUAAACACUUUUUAAAAUUCAGUAAAUAUCUCCUCACAGUUAGCUCUCUGUUCUGUGGCUGGACCAAACCACCCAACAUCCGUGUCUGUCAGGUAAUGCCAGAUUAUUUGCCUACGGACAAUUUUACUUCCUAACUUGCCACGAUAUGCUGUUGUUGUGAUGUUAGCUUUAAGAGCAGGAGAGUUGUGAAUGUUGCUGUCGGGAGCUGAUGUACUCGAUCUGGGGAACCAAUUGUCUUCUUUGCAUGUUAGCUGCACAGCAAACAUUAUUUAAUUACUUGCUACGGCGUACUAUAUCAUUACUUACCCCACCUUUAAUGCAACGGUUUUUACCAUGACAGUUUUAUUUUUUUUUAAUUAUUUUUAGUUACACCAACACAGGAUAUAAACAGUGAGAUGUCUUAAUUUAUUGUUUCUGUCUACCAGAAGAACUACUUUAUUCAUUCAAAUUCAAUUUCCAGAAAGUUGUAUGGCAGCUAGUGUCAUUUUUAAUGAACAAUACAUGGAAUCUUUUGUCAUUUUAAUAUUUGCCUUAAUAUCCAUGAAUUUGGUGCUCAAGUUUACUUUGUAUAUUAAAAAAUAUGAAUCAAAA